ACAACCAAUAUCAAAUUAAAAACGAAGCAUGAAACACUAAAAACAUGCCAAACAUGUCAGUUUAACAAUUUUCCUACAAAAAUGGUCACCCCAAUGUUUGAUAUCGAUCGCGGCACCGCGCAGACAAGGCUAGUUCGCUAUUGCUCUGCGGCAGUCGCAUAAACAUGAAAACAUUUGUUUACUGGAUGUACCUAAAAACUCACUCCUUUUACUGUAAUUACUAAAAACUGAGUAUCAAAUCGAACAUUUGUGGAGAAACGUGUGUUUUGUGCGUCAAAAUGUAGCCAAAUCAUUUAUAAUCAUAGAAACAGUGGCGAUUGAGUUUAUUUGGUCCAACACGUCUAAACACAAUAAUGAAAUAAGAUGUCGGAACAAUGUGAACGUGGUAAAAUGAGCCGAACGCUGAGCGCGUUGGGCGGUAGAGAAGCAUGCGGGGCGAGGUGGACCCUCGGAGCCCUGCUGCUGGCGCCCCUGGCUGCUGCCAACUCCAGUUACUGCGCCGUGCCUGCUGUCUUGAUGCUCGCGUUAUUCGUCUUUAUUGCUACAUUCACAUGUAAAGAUCUUAAAAAGCUUGCCGAGAUACUACCACCGGCAAAAACAUCUCGAGGAAGACGCGAGAGAAAUGUACGUUCCUUCGCAGACUUCAUGGCAAUGUGGAUGACGUUCCUAUCGCAUCUUGUUGCUGUGGCUAUUUGUGCGAGGAUUCUCAGCGCCACAGCUGACCAUGUGACUGGUGGACGUACUAGAAGAUGGUUGUUCGGCUACGAGACCAGAGCUUUAGGAGAACCAUGGCCUGAUGUUCUGGGAGUAACAGUAGUUAUGAUCGUUUGUGCAAUGUUUAUGUGUGGAUUAGAAGAAAGCAUGAUGUUCACAUUUAUGCUAUUGAUCCUGCUGUAUGUAUUCAGCCAAUUCUUCGCAAUAUUCGGACUCAUCAAUUUGGACAUCGCCAACAUAAAUAUGCCUAUACCGGUCACGAUUUACGAGCUAUUUGCAGCAGGCGCCCCUAUAUCGUAUGCCUUCAGUGUUACAUUGCCGCCAAAAGAAUGUGGAACGCUGAAAAAGAACUUAUUCUUAAUGAUUGGCCUACCAACGAUUGUCCUGUCGGGCUUAUGUUUUCUUUAUACGAAUAUGUUAAAAGGGAACAGCAUCGACGCCGCAUUACCUGUUACGACAUUACUUGAAGCGAGGGCUGCAGGUUGGGUGUGUCCCGUUCUAGCUGCCGUCACUGUAGCAGGAGUGUGCUUGGCACUAACUGAGCUUUGCCCUUUACUGUUCACGGUGCUAGUGGCACUCGCAUCACCCGAAUGGAAGGUAUUGACUAAGUCUAUGACUUACGAGAGUACGACCACUGGGAGUCCUGUACUAGCUGUUUUUACUGCAGGGAGUCUGUCAGCAAUACUAGCGUUUGCUUGUCCCUUGUCGCACAUGAUAACGCUUAUGAAUGCGAGUCACCUGCUCGGCAUUUCUAUACAAGCAUUCCAUUAUAUCGUCAUGCGUUGUGUGCCGACGCCCGAACAGAUAGAAAUUGGAGAUAUUGAAUAUAAGCGUUUAGGCCGGGAUGUGCCACGUGGAAGCAAGUCAUGUGGAACUAAAAAACGGGGCCUGUGGUUUAUCCCAUCGGCUAUUCGCCACACCAAAACCCUUGAAAGUAUUAAAUCAAAGGUAACAGUUAAAGAAACUGAAGAACGCGAAUGUCUUUUACUCGACGACUACGCGGGUUGCCCAGUUGAAGAUCCGAUGACCAGUUGCAGCACUGACGCUAGGGAGAUGACGACAAUCGAGGCGGGCGACGUAGUUUCCGAUGUGGAAGCAAGUGACGGUGACAUUUCCUCAGGGGACGACUCUACUGAUAUUGACGCUGUGGUUAAAGAGUACAGAGAUAGGAUUCAGGUUGUGACGUCGAUCCCCGAGGCGAGCGCGCCGUCUCCGCCGUGCGUGCGCGGCGCGCGGUGGUCGGCGGCGGGCGCGCUCAUACAAGUGUUAGCUGACGCGUUUAUCGCGGCUGCGUUCUUCAACGAACACAUCAGAUUACCCAUGUUCGUUACUGGGAUACCAUUGUGGACCUUCGGUACUGUUAUUUGUAUGUGGCAACCGGCUCAUAACUUGGGUAUGAGGAAGUCUCAAAGCAUAGAAGGUCCUCUAACAAUGCUGGCCGCAUUGCUAUUCCUAACGCCUUUGUUAUUGGACUCGUGGCCUGCUAUAACACUUUUCGCAGGCGCUGGAGUAGUAAUAUACGCACGCUGCGAGCGCUGGUGCGGCGACCUGGCCGUGCAACAAGCCCGCAGCGCGAUGGAAAGGCGCAAACUGCGACACGUUGCCGCCACUGUACCGCUAGCUGGCGCCCGGCUCACUCAUAUUGACACUGUCUAUAUAGCCAGAUGACAUGAAAAUGACUCGGACACGAGUCUGGAUAAUUUGAUCGCUGAAGACGAGGAGCCAGACCCAGACGAUGAAUGACAUCAAGCCGAAGCCAUAGUCAUUAUCGCGACAUAGAUCACACCAAACAUUCCAUCAAGUAUUCGCAAACGGAUGUCUCUGAGAAAUAACUAUGGGCUCUUCAAACUAACGUACAAGAGAAAAAAAAAACAAAUUGUGUAGAAAUAGAUUCUGUACUAGUUACUUAACGUAUUGGACUCUUUCAUAGCAAACUUAUUACUUGUCAUAAAAGUACUACGUGGAAAUAAUUUUAUGAAAAUGGGUACUUUUAAACGUAUUAGACUAUUAUAAAUAGAAAAAUAUUUGUAUUAAAAUAGAGCCUUACUAACUAGAGGGCUAUUUGAAACGCUAUAGUCUUUAUAGUCGAUUAACAAUGCCAAUAUAAAAAUAGAUAUAUGCUAUAAGCUUGCUAGCUUAUAGAAUAUUUAUCCAAUAAACCUUACUAGGUUUCUUGGAUCUAGUUUGUACAUUCAUGUUGGAAUUUUUAUAUAAAAUUACCAUAGAGGUAAUACGUAUAGACUUCUUAAAAACAAUUCUAGUGCCGAAGUAUUGAUACCUAAAUGAAUCUAUCUAUUUGAAUUUAUUAUUCGAAAAGAAUAAGGCUUUGCAAUGGUAUAAUGUUCUGCUAAGCCAUUUCAUGAAAAAUUAAGUUUUAAUAAUGUAAAUAUUAUGAAAUUAAUAAUGCUUGCUUCAUAAACCUUUGAUAAACUUACAUCAUAACACAACCUAAUUCAGAAAAUAAUACUCAAAUUUGUAACCGCUUAUGACAAAAAAGGUUAAAUUAUUCUAGUUUAAUUAUAAGGUAAAAUUGUAUAAAAAAAUAUUUAAAUUAAUUUUAUAAAUUGUUGUAAGACAUCCGUCCAUUAUUUUAGCAUUGCGUUAGCUUGAACGCUUUGCUUGUUGCAAAUGACGUUAUGCCUUAAAACAUAAUAUAUUUUGAGCGAUACAUAAGUAAAUUAAUUCAUAUUUUUCAUAACAUACAUAGUAAUAAUAAUUAUUAGCUGCCUAAAUAGUAACGGUAAACAGUCUAGGAAAAGAGUAUUUAGUCUUAACUCUUUUAACAGGUCAAUUCACAAACAUAGACAAUAUUAUAAAUACCAUAGACAUAGAGAAUUAACUAUGAAUUCCUAUAAGCUGUAAAAUACUAUAAAUAUUAUCUUUGAUAUUUUGUAAAUAUUGGGAAAAAAAGAAAAUGAUAAAACGAUCGUGCUAGUAAAGGUUAGUUUAUUCUAGAUUUCUGAUUGUUUCAUAUCACAAUGAGCAGGAAGAAAUGAGUUCUGCACAUGAACAUUCAGGUAAGGAACAUCUUAGCUGUGCCCUGAUAAUGCUAGAGUCUAUAGGCGACGAAUACGCCUUACAACUGGCGAACCACUUUCUUGUUCGGCUACUGAGACAAAAAAUCAUGCGCCUUCAUAGAUGGCGUAGGCACAGUAGCAAUAUCUCUGCCUACAGAGUAAUCAGUAUUGUGAAGGUGCUUAGUCCAUUCUCUAUGUUUACGGUAAACAUAAAAAAAUCAAUAAAAACGAAUCUUGCAAUUCUUAAUAAUAUUUGAUAUCAACCACAAUGACCCAUCAUCUUCAUUAGGCCUACGUAGUUUAACGAUCUACAUAAAAGAAUUCGUUACCUUCGGUUUGCAAUAAAAACUCGCUAAUUUCUA
This is a messenger RNA of Manduca sexta (tobacco hornworm), 4093 nucleotides long. RefSeq lists its product as uncharacterized. The record is from RefSeq and is a predicted model, not a curated record. The transcript is spliced from 13 exons. Gene Ontology annotation, cellular component: plasma membrane. Gene Ontology annotation, molecular function: amino acid transmembrane transporter activity. NCBI's taxonomy places the organism in Eukaryota, Metazoa, Arthropoda, Insecta, Lepidoptera, Sphingidae. Gene Ontology annotation, biological process: amino acid transport. Bases 364 to 2382 code for a protein of 672 amino acids.